Messenger RNA from Gamsiella multidivaricata, 3123 nucleotides. RefSeq lists its product as uncharacterized. The transcript has 3 exons. Bases 60 to 3056 code for a protein of 998 amino acids. The record is from RefSeq and is a predicted model, not a curated record. Lineage: Eukaryota; Fungi; Mortierellomycota; Mortierellomycetes; Mortierellales; Mortierellaceae.
CCGCAUUAAAAACUACACAGUGCACAGCUGCACAUCCGCAUACACAGCACUCACACGAAAUGAACACAGAGCACGCGACCGAGGAAAGAGUUCAGAUAGAGGCGAUACCAACUGCUGUGUCUAACAUUGUGGCACAAUCAACUUCAGGCGCUACAACCAUGACAGAUGGCGAACGGCAGUCAACAAACAAGGCUUUAAUAUACGGCAAUCGAUCUUUGCCAGCUGAGACCUUAUCUCCAUCAGAGCAGGAACCGGCAGAGUCCACAGACAUAGUUCAUCAUCAGAUCGAGGAUGAUGAGCAGCUUACAAGGCCUCUCGUCCUGCCUUCCUCUGCUGCAUCGCCGUCACCAUCAUCGCCGCCAUCCUCGUCGCCAUCACCGUCUGUAUCGGUAUCCGCAACCAACUUGCUAGGAACUACUCGAUCGCAGUAUUACCAAGAGUACGAGGCCCAUCUACAUCAGCACCGACGACGACGCGCCUCUCGUCCCGUUUCUACGCAGCCAUUUUCAUCUGGCGUCGUUCCUGCUUCAUUUUCGUCCAUCAGCCCAUAUCCACAAGACACCAGCCUCGAUAGCUGCUCUUCCUCUUCAGGAACACAUCCUCAACGUGUCUCUUUGCCAGGAACACAACACACGCAACAGCAAUAUCCUCACACUCUGAGAUCCCGUGCACAGUCCUUUACAAAAGACGCUCCCCUCGUCCCUCCUUCUUCCUCUGGCACCAACACCUCCGGUUCACAAUGCUCCCAACUGAUACCAUAUUUUUCAGAGGCAACAACGACAGCAAUAACAGGCCAUUUGUCUACCAGCGAAAUGAAUCCGUAUACGGCUCAGGGAGACGUUGGCCCUGGCAGCGAAAUCAACGACCGCGAGGACAUGGAUCGACGACAUCCUAGGCUCACGAUCGACGAUGGUGCACAGCACAGCCGAUCGUCUCAUCCAGACUCCACACAGGAUUCCCUAUCCAAACGAUAUCCUAUCGGUCGGCCACUUUCAACAUUCGGUGCCCAUUCAUUACCCUCGCUUGCCCCCAAGCGACACACCGCGUCAGGCGAGAGUGUCCCAGAGCAUAGCCCAGGCUCUUCUACUAUAUCCAAUGAAGGCGCGAGCACAAGUCUACGGGGAGACGGUAUGAUUGGUUCAUCCUCCGGCGCAGCAACAACAUCAUCUCCGGCGGCGACGGUUGCAACAACGUCGACUUUGAAAACGCAUUCGACCCGUGGAGCGCUCAAGGGUCCGCUUCCUAUUGAUGUUCAGAUUGAGUUAUUGUCAAACGUUCUUAAGCACGAUCCGUUCAACUGUCCCAUACGAAGGACGACGCAAGUCUGGGAGCGUAUCGCGAAAGAACAUGGCAUACGCGCAAGGACAUGUGCCCGUCGCUAUGACAACAUUAUCCAGGCCAGCAUCGCAGGUCGAGAACGGCCUGUGGGGACGGAGAAGCAGAUCGAGACCAAAAAGAAGCUGCUGGAACAGCUCUUUGUGAUGAUGAAUCAACCCCAGGCUCUACUGAGAAUGCAAAAGAAACGCCGGUAUCGAUCUGAGGAAGCCGACAGGAGAUUGCUGCUGGAAACCAUUAGAUUGAACCCGUUUGCACAGAAAGUGGGUCAGGUCGUCAAGACUUGGGAAGACGUCCGGGACGCAGUCGGGAUGAAGGUCCAUUCUCGGCAGUGUAUCAGGAGGGUCAACCGCAUGAUCAAGCCGUACCAGAUUCGGGAACGCAUGUACAAGGGCAAUAUCCCAGAGGAGAUGAGAGAGGUCAACGACGAGCUGGUAAAGCAAGUCAUCCAGCUGAUGUAUCUAGGUGGCCAUGCUGCUUCUUUAGAUGAGGAUGGAGGCCAGUCGAACGACGAGGACAGCUUAUCAGGCGUAACGGAUUCAGAGGAUCAGGGCGAUGAUUAUACGGUUGCAGGGGCACAGAAGCGGAAUUCAUCCCAGGACUCUGACGAGCUCGAAGAGAAUAACGACGGGGAUAGGACGAUUCCGGGGAAAAUAGGUUCAUUGCGCGCUACCAAACAGAAGUUUGAUGUUGGUAUGAGCAUGGAUACCAUGGAUACCACUAAUUCUCCAAGCUCGUCCUCUUUUGCGGCCACUGCUCAAUCUCCUUCGACACUGUCGUCGACACUGUCAUCGACACUAGCAUUUUCCGAGCCGUCUUCAGUACCAUCAUCAGGGCACGCUACGCCGUCACGGCGAAAUCAUUUAUGCAACGCGAGCUAUGGAUCCAUGGACAGGAAGAGAAGUGCGACGGAGACCAGUGCCGCACGAACGCUGGAAGAGGAGUUCCGGCCUCAGCGCAUCUGGGGUUCACAUCCAUAUACGAAGGAGACACUGUCUCGCUCGACGUCUGGAUCGCAUUCGCGAAAGAGUCGGUCAUCAGCUCGCGCUUCCUCGGCAGAAAAGAGGGAUGACAGUUAUAUGCAGCAUGCCACCGUUCGGACUGAACUCGCCCAGAGUCCAGCUUCUGACACAUCCUACCGUCCAAGCCUGUCUUCGCCUACUUCGGCCAUGUCGUCCUCGAUGGUCGCAGGACAGGAAUAUCUCGGAUACAUGGAGGGAACUCAGACGCCCAUGUCAUUUGAGCAAACAGCACAGAUUUAUCAAACGAUCUUGAGCGAGUUCCGAGUGGUCAAAGAAUACCUGGUUCGCAUGGAUGAUCAACGGCAAAGGGACAAAGAUAAUCAAAAGACGAUGUACCGUAUGAUCGAGAGACUGCAGUACCAGAUGGAAGGCCAACAGGGGAUGAUUCAGGAUCUGCAGAAUCAGAUGCAGCAUAAAGGUUCUCAGCUGCCAUAUCGUUAUGACUCGUCUUCGCCUUCGCUGCAGUAUCGUGAUCAAUCGCCUUCGCAGCAAAGUCAAUAUCUUCGUGGAGAGCGUUCUUUGCCUGUUGCGGAGCCUUGGGGCCAUGAAAAGUUGAGAGUUGUUGGAGAACUAUCAGCGCAGGACAGGAUGCCUUUGGUCUCCAUGGUCUUGUGUGAACAGCAGGACCAGUGCAACACGGAAAUGGCGAGUCGAUAUGAGUCUAAAGAGAACGAGGAGAACAACGCGUCUGUUCACUGAGGCGCACCUCCCAGGUCGCCGCGAUAAAGUAGGACUUUGCAUUACUCCAGUACUGCCGUCAUUUCUC